Entrophospora sp. SA101 is the source of this 2628-nucleotide messenger RNA. Lineage: Eukaryota; Fungi; Glomeromycota; Glomeromycetes; Entrophosporales; Entrophosporaceae. The record is from the annotation of a GenBank genome assembly.
AUGGAUAGUGAAAAGGCCGCCGAUAUUUUACCUGAUGCACAAUUAACACAUCCACUUUUAAAUGUUGGGGGUACACAUAAUAUUCGUAAAGUAUUUAGAGUAUGGACUUCUUUAAAUUCUCAACAACCUGACAUUAAAGAUUAUCCAAUAUUUGAUGGCUACGUUGCUAUAAUUCAUUUGAUUCAACAUUUACGUCCAAGAUUUUUUCCAUUUUUUCAUUUUGAGAUUCCUUCAGUGACCGUGCUCAGACUCCGUGAAGAUGAAGAUACUGGGUUAUUGUAUAUUUAUAAACAAGAGGAUAAUUGGACACUUGAAGGUCUUAUUCAAAGUGUCCCGAUUGUUAAUUGGUGGUAUGAGAAAGUAGUUCGUUACAUUAUGGGUGAGUUGAUUACGAGUGCUGGCGAUUUCUUAUACACUGCAAAUACUGCCACUUCUCGAUUAACCGAUAGAGCAGGUGAAUUCAGAGAUACUAGCAAUAUCGCCAUAGAACAAGGUCAAAUUAGAGCUAGAUCUAUGGUUAACGGUUUAAGUGAUAGUGUAAGAUCUCAAUUACAAAUUGCUCAAGAAGGUGUGCUAAAUCAAUACAAUAAAAAAAUCAAAAAAGAAAUCGAAAGUUUGGCAGCUCAAUGUAUCAAGCAAGAUCCAUCAAACUCUGAACCUUGCAUUCUGUUCGCUUCACUUCUAACUGACAGUUUAUCUGAUACAACUAAAUAUUCCGUCAAAGAACAAUCUGAAUUACUUGAUCAUAUAAAAAAUCUAAUUAUUCCAUUAGAUGAUGGAAAUGGAAACUAUGAAAAAGUAAAUUCUUUUGAUUUUUUUUUAAAAAAAAGAAUAUUAUUUUACAAAUUAAAAAUAGCGCCAUAUUUAUCACUUGAUCAAUCAGAUAUUACUGACAUCAGAUUUAUAAUAUCACAAGAAAUUAUUAAUAGCAUUGCUCAAUAUAACAAUCCUCGAGAAACCCAUUUAUUGAUUUUAGAAAGAUUUAGAUUGGCCAAAGCUUUAGGAAUUGUACUUGAUAAAUUAGAUAGAAAAAAUAUUAUAAAAUUUUUACCAGAUACUAUUAGUAAUUUUGCUAAAAUAUGGAGAAUAAUAAUACCUGAAUUAAAUGAUGAUAAUAAGAUAAAUGACUCUUUAAUUGAAAAUUGUAUUAAACUCACUGAAUCAAUAUCCAGAUUUGUUGAUUCAAAUAACAAAGAUUUAAAGCUUACUUCAACACCAAAAGAUUUAUCAAGUCAAGAAUAUUAUUUAAUCAAUUAUAUUUUGAUGAUUGCUUUUGAAAAUUUCAUCAUUUAUUCCACUCAUAUACCAAUGUCAUCUACUUAUUAUGAAAUGUUUCAUCCUAAAUAUAACAUUCCAUGGAAAAGUAGGCAAAGUGAAAAAAUCAAGUCUAUUGAUAAAAUUAGAUUGAGCAGAUUAUUGGAUGCAUCUUUUAAAGCAAAUAUUUCAAUUGAUAAUUUAGUCAAUUACUUCAAUAAUUCAACAGGUAGUAGUAAGGAAUAUAAAGAUGUUAAGAAUGAUGACAAUGAAGGAUUUUCCACAAAAAAUUUUCCUAUAUCGAAAGAAGGAACAAUAUUAUAUUUGGCAUCAAUAAUUUUAUAUCAAUUUAUGCCUCUAGAUGAUGAUAAUGAUAAAAACAAACCCAAGAAAAAAGAAAUACCAAUAGCUCCUGAAUGGUUAUUCAAAAAAAUUUGUCCUUUGAUUAUAUCUUCUUUAACAAGUGAUGAAAAUAAAUCAGGAAUGGCAGAUAAAAUUCUAUUAAUACUUAUUUAUUUGAGUGAAAGAAAUGAAGAAAAUAUGUUUACUAUUGGACAUUUGGAAGCAAAAUUGGCAAAAGAUGGGAGUAAUUUAUUUAUGGUUUUUCAAUCUGUUGUUUCUUUUGCUUCAACUUCACCAAACGAAUCAUUAAGAUUCAUUGCACAUCAACUAAUAAUUUCUCUGAUUGGUUUAUGUAAAGAGGAUGCAAAAAUGUAUUUAUUAAACGAAUUAUUGGUGAAUUGUCCAUUUGAAUCAAUGAAAAGUGCUGCAAUAUGGAUGAUUAAAGAAAUUGUGGCAAAGAAUUUGGAUAAAGCUUAUAAUAAAGAAAAUAUUUCAAGAGACGAGAAUGAGAAGGAAUUUUAUUCAAUAUUUUCUAGCAAGUUACUUGUUGAAGGGUUUUUUCAAAAUAUCUUUUUUUUUAAAUUCAAUGAUUUAGAAAACGAAUCAGACUUUUUUGAUAAACGUAGUUUUAUCAUGAAUGGUCUAAAUUUCUUAUUAUUUUUACUAAUUAGAGAUAAAAACAAUUUGACUGGUGUCUGGGAUUCUAACCUAAUAGAUAAAAUAAGUAAAGAAUAUUUGCAACCAAUCGAGAAUAAGUGUAAAUCAUUGGAAAUCAAUUAUCAAAAAAGAUCUAAUGAAUUAAAUGAAAUUCUAAAAGAUAAACUUCAAAAUGGUGAUUAUGAAAAUGACGAAAAUAAAAUAAAUCAAAAAGAAGAUUCUUCAGUGAUAGAAAUAGGUUUAAAAAUUGAUGAAAUAACCAAUUUAAAUCCAUUACAAGAAUAUCAGUUAUUGAGCCAGAAGUUAUUUGAUUUAUAUCUAUUAGAAGAUAAAACCAAGAGAAUACAAGAAAUAUUGAGUAACAAAAAUUCUUAA